GCAGGACCGCAGCGAAGCGGAGGCUGAGCCCACGGCGAGCUGGCACAGUAGGCCGGGCUGCAGAGACGGUCACGUCAGCGUCCAUUCACGGCCGACUGGCGGCCUCGGCCCGACGUGGACGUCAGCACUGAUGUUAAAAAUAAUGGAUGUCUCGCGGGGCAGGGCGCCAAGGGUACCGCCGGAGACCAGCGGCCCAGGAAGGCGCGUCCAGGCCCCGCACUCACUUGCUGUCUUCCUCUCCAGCUUCCCGAGGCCCCAGACCCUCUGAGGAUGCGUCUUCAGGUUUCCCGGCCAUGUGAUGGCGGAAGGGACCUCUCGCCCCACUUGCUCCUUAUUUUGACACCCUGGGCAGUAACGCAGAGUGCAGUUAGGGACUGGCUGGGGUCAUGCGCUGAGCAUUUGAGGUGGGGUUAGGCAGAUGAUCAGCCCCAUUUUCACCCAGCUGUGUGUUUCGGGCCUCCUGGGCCAGACAAGUCUGGGACAGUGAGUCUUGCCUCCAUCAGCAGCCAGUGGGGAAAGAAGCUCUGUCUGAGUCUAGGCUGGUUUUUUGGUUUUGUUUUUUGGUCCCGAGGGUGCUCUACCCAUGAGCUACAUACAUCCCCAGCCCUUUUUAUUUUGAGACAAAGUCUCAGUUGCACAGGCUGACCCACAAAUUGGAGUCUUCCUGCCAUACCUCCCUAAUAGCUGAGAUUGCAUGCAUAAAUUCCUGCACAUGCAUAUAUACACUGUAAAUUCCUGGUUAGGGUUGGGUACAAAGAGCAGGGUUCCAGAAGCAAACUCAGAAGGUUCCCUGGGGUCAACAUGAUAAACGGGAUCAAGAGGGUCCUAGCUCCUUCUCUGCAGCCUCAGACAUCCCCUCCCAGGCCUGCAGCCCUUGUCACCAGGCUGUGCAUCUCCCAUGUGUGAAGGGCCCAAAGGGCAGUGUCCACCUACCACCCAGCAGCCUGUCAUCACUUGAGGUUGAAUAUGUCAGCCUUGGCAUUGUUUGUGCCUCAGAGAAACCCAUAAGCUUUCCCGAAGGAUGGGGCAAAAAAAGCGAAUGGCAGAGAAAGAGUUGCAGCAGAGCCCACUGGACACAGCCCAGUCGCCUUCCCCAAAGGAGCCCCACUUGAGACAAGCCUCUUCCCUGGGCCCCCAGCGCAGCAUCUAUUUCUCCAGCCCAAAGGGCCACCCUGCCCGGCUAGGAACAGAGUUUUUUGACCAGCCAGCCAUCCCUCUGGCCCGCGCCUUUCUGGGACAGGUCCUUGUCCGGCGACUUGCUGAUGGCACAGAGCUCCGUGGCCGCAUUGUGGAGACCGAGGCAUACUUGGGACCAGAGGAUGAAGCUGCCCACUCAAGGGGUGGCCGGCAGACCACCCGCAACCGCGGCAUGUUCUUGAAACCCGGGACCCUGUAUGUGUACAUUAUCUAUGGGAUGUACUUCUGCAUGAAUGUCUCCAGCCAAGGGGAUGGCGCUUGUGUCCUACUGCGAGCACUUGAGCCCCUUGGGGGUCUGGAAACUAUGCGCCAGCUUCGCAACAACCUCCGGAAAGGCACGCUUAGCCGGACCCUCAAGGACCGUGAGCUUUGUAACGGUCCCUCUAAGCUGUGCCAGGCCUUGGCUAUUGACAAGAGCUUUGACCAGCGGGACCUGGCCCAGGACGAGGCCAUGUGGCUAGAGUAUGGUCUGCUGGGCCCCAGUAGACCAGCCGUGGUGGCAGCAGCCCGUGUGGGCAUUGGCAACGCAGGGGAGUGGACCCAAAAGCCCCUGCGCUUCUACUUCCAGGGCAGCCCAUGGGUGAGUGUGGUGGACAAAGCAGCUGAGCAGAAGAACACACAGACCUGAGCAAAGAGCCCACUCAGGCUUUUUUUAAUUGUUUAAAAACUAAAUAAAUGUUUUGCUUCUAGGGAA
Messenger RNA from Marmota flaviventris (yellow-bellied marmot), 1891 nucleotides. RefSeq names its product N-methylpurine DNA glycosylase (gene Mpg). Lineage: Eukaryota; Metazoa; Chordata; Mammalia; Rodentia; Sciuridae. Gene Ontology annotation, biological process: base-excision repair. Gene Ontology annotation, molecular function: alkylbase DNA N-glycosylase activity; DNA binding. The record is from RefSeq and is a predicted model, not a curated record.